Molecule: messenger RNA, 1357 nt
Organism: Paramecium sonneborni
Lineage: Eukaryota; Ciliophora; Oligohymenophorea; Peniculida; Parameciidae
Source: the annotation of a GenBank genome assembly
AUGUUUUUGACUUGUUGUCCAAAUGUUUACUCUAUGAUGCUAUAGACUUAAAUUAACUUUAUUGACAAUGAAAUUCUACUAACUCUUGAUUUAUAGCCUCCUUAUAAAGCUAUUCUAAAAAAAGAUUUCUUACACAUCUACAAAGAUAAUGAACCCUUAUUUUCUCUACCUUUAUUAUAUCCAAAUUUAAUUAGUUGGCAAUUUGAAAGAGGUUUAGUAGGAUUUAAAAUUAACAAUAAUAUUUAUCAGACUGAUUAAGCCUUAAAGUUAAAGGAAUUACUAAAUGGAAGAUUAUUUUUUUCAAAAAUACAAGACUUCUAUACACCAUUAUAAGUUUUGGGUUAAGGUAGCUCAGCAAAGGUUUUAUUAGUGAAAUCUAAGCAUAGUGAUUAGUAUUUUGCAGCAAAAUGUGUUGAAAAGAAUGAACUUAUGUAUUAAGAGAUUGAGAUUAAUAAUCAAUUAGAUCAUCAAGCAUUUGUUAAAAUAAAAGAAGUUUUUUAAGGAGAUACAAGCUACUAUAUUAUAAUGGAUUUAUUGUCAGGUAAAAAUUUGCAAUAACUCAUAAAAAAUUAACAUGUUGGCUUAACAUUAGAAUAGACAUAAAAAAUAAUGCAUGUAAAUUGAUAGUUAAAUAGGCUUUAUUAAGUGGAAUUGAACAUAUGCACUUAAAAAGUAUUAUGCAUAGAGAUAUUAAACCAGAGAAUAUAGUGCUAUAGAAAAAUAAUAAUUUGACUACUCUCAAAAUAGUUGAUUUUGGUUUGGCUACAUAUACAACCUUAAAAAAGUAAAAUUUUACAUUAACUAGAUUUAAAUAUCCAAAAUGUGGAACCCCUGGUUAUGUUGCUCCAGAAAUUGCUAAUUUGACUGAUAAAGAUGCUACAUAUAGUUCUAAAUGUGAUAUUUUUAGUGCUGGUGCCGUAUUUUUUAAGCUUCUUACAGGAAGAGAUGUUUUUCCUGGAACAGGCUUUAACUUUGUCUUAUCAUUAAAUAAAAAAUGCUAAAUUGAUUUCUCUGUUCUCACUUUAAAGAAAAUACCAUAAAAUGUCAUAGUAAUCAAUAUUUAAUAUAGAGGGAACUUGUUUAAAAAAUGUUAUCUAAAGAUCCGAAAAUGAGACCAACAGCUACUGAAUGUUUAAAUCAUGAAUUUUUUACAUUUAAUGACAAACCAACUAGUGCUCAGAAAAAGACAUUUUUCGCUUAAACUAGAGCAACUACUUUGACUGUAGAUUUUUCCUCUCCUGAAGAAAAACCAGAAUAUAAAGGUUCCUUUGUUACCAAUGACAUUGUACCAUAAAAAUGUGAAAUGCAAAAAACGAUUAACAAAUUUAAUACAACUGAAUUUGAACAAUAUAAUUGA